UUUUUACUGUUUCGCUCGAAAUUUUGAAUGAGUAUCCGCCAUAGCCAGACCAUGACUUCCCCCCCUCCCUCGCAUUGCCGUUCUGCAACUUUUUCAUGCCUUUUUCGGUGCAUUCGGUCGCCUGUACAGGGGUGAAGGGCAGAUCUCAGUUGCGGGAUGUGGAGCGGAGCAGGUCGUCUGUGAGUGUGCAGAUUUCGGGAAGCUAAGAGAAUCGGGUGGUGUUCGUUCGUGUUUGGGGAUCGAUUGGUGAAUGCCUGCAAGGGAGGGAAAGUGGACCUGGAGUGAUACAGGUGCACGGUGCUGUAUCGGGAGCUGAUCGUGGCGGUCGUAGACCUGCUGUUUGCGUUGUCUGUGGCGGUAUCGGAUUAUAAUGCAUUUUUGAUUUGGUGGCAUUUGAGUUCAGAACUCAAUUUUGGACGAUUUGUUUUUAGUUUUUACAAAUGAGACGUUUGAGUCGUGAAGCUGGAUGUCCUGUCUUCGUCCGUCGUCUUGUAUACGGGUGUUCCACGCACAAUGUCACGAUUUCGGAACGUUGCAGCUUGAGCGAGCUUUAGUCUUGGCCACUGGGGUGAACAUUUUUAAGGUUGUUUAAGUUUCGCUGGGCUUUUGAAUUAGUGGCAGAGCUUGUGGAGGGUUUUGGCAUUUUAUUGGAGCGCACGCUCCUCAGUUAACUCGUUUCCUAUUUCCUUUAUUUUUGAAAUUUUUUAUAUUUAGGUCUAGAGGAAUUAAAGUCUUGGCAAGUGAUCGUAGUGAUUUGCAUGGGAACCUUGGAAGUGCAAGGUCGUUUCUUGAGGACAUGGUUAGAAAAUACUCACUUGUAAUCAAGCCUCUAUGUUCUGGUUACACUUCACGUGUUCAUGCAACAUUCCGCAAAGAAAUUUAUUAUAUGAUUGGUAUCAGCAAGUUGAGUUUGAGAAUUGGCAUUUCGAAGGUGUGGGACCCCCUACGAUGUGAGAGGAAACUGGAAAUUAUCAAUCGGAACGAUUUGGGAGUCUCAUCCUUAGGAAAAAUCUGUCCUACGGUUUGAAAACAAACUCUUGAGGAGAAUGAGUAUUACGUACGUAUCAGCUGCUUGAAGCUUAAAAAGUAGAGCUCAAAUCUGCCUAAAUUUAACCGUACUCAGAGUCUGAAAGGGUACUUUGUUCACCGCUGUGGUUUACGAAGUGGCUUCAAGCUAGCGCUGGGGCUGUCUUCGGAGUAUCUCUUAUGAAUCAAUAUCACAUCUAUGAGGCGAUCGGACGAGGAAAGCACUCAGUUGUGUAUAAAGGAAGGAAAAAGAAGUCAAUCGAGUAUUAUGCCAUCAAGAGUGUUGAGAAGAGCCAGAAAACUAAGGUUCUGCAGGAGGUUCGAACCCUCCACUCACUUGACCACAACAAUGUUCUCAAGUUCUACGCAUGGUAUGAAACAUCAGCACAUUUGUGGCUUGUUUUGGAGUACUGUGUCGGAGGUGAUCUCUUAACGCUCCUUAGGCAGGAUACACGACUGCCGGAGGAAUCUAUUCAUGACUUCGCCCGCGAUCUAGUUAAUGCUCUACAAUUCUUACAUUCAAAAGGAGUAAUUUACUGUGAUUUAAAACCGUCAAAUGUGCUCCUCGACGAAAAUGGUCGCCUCAAGCUUUGCGACUUUGGAUUGGCAAGGCGCCUUAGCGAUAUCGCCAAGAGCUUUGUUCAAGAGCUACCUCAAGCAAAGCGUGGAACGCCAUACUACAUGGCGCCUGAACUUUUCCAGGAAGGAAGUGUACACUCAUAUGGGUCUGAUCUAUGGGCUCUGGGUUGUGUCAUGUACGAGUGCUACGCAGGAAGACCCCCAUUUGUAUCUAGUAGCUUCACUGAAUUGGUAAACUCUAUAAUUUCAGAUCCCUUGCCGCCGAUAUCAGGGAAUCCUAGUCCUGACUUUGAGAAUUUGGUAACUCGUCUGCUUGUUAAGGAUCCAGUUGAGAGGAUACAGUGGGAUGAGCUUAGGAAUCAUCCAUUUUGGAGAACUAAGUGCAAGACGCUUCCAUUACCACCUCAACCUGCAUUUACAAAUUUCUUACGACUUACUCAGAGAUCCUCAUCUCCUGAAGAGAAGUCGGAGUCGAGAAGUAGUACUCCUGUAGAAAAGAGGGUUGCAGAUAGUAAGGGAUCUGUGGUUGACAGGGCAACUCUGCGAGAGAAAGGUCAGAGUUUAGCUAAAAAGCCUGAAAGUAAACACGUUGGACAAGCUGAAACAGGAUUUAUUCCUGAGAAAUCUAACCCUGGUCAAAGAGAAAAUGGAAGGAAGGCGGUUAAAGGGUUAAUUGGGAACGCACAGCCUAAGGCAUUGGACCCCAAGUCCAAAGCGGGAUUACCGGCAGUGAAUUUGCUAAGAUUGUCCAAAAUAGUGAAGACUAAUCUGCUGAAGGAAGCUGAGAAUGAUACUUAUCGGCAGCAGUCCAAAGCAAAUGGAACUUCCGAUGAUACAGACGUUACGAUAGAGAACCGCGACGUGGAGCUGAACUUCGGAGAAGGUGCUGAUAGUGAAGGCACAGAAGAGGAUGAUGAUUUUGCUAGCAAUGGUUCUAGUCCAACUGCUUCAACAGAGGAUAAUGAGCUGCGUAAGCGCUCUGCAACAUCCGAGCAAAUCCCAGCUUCCAAAGCGUGUAGUAGGGAAUCAACUACUGAAGCCGAGGAUCCCGUGCCAGUCAGUCCCCCGCAGUUUGAAAACAACGGUAGGUCCGAGGAUCAUCUUAUGACACAAAAUGAAGUUAAAGGAAAUCAGUUGGAUGCAAUGCGUCAUGUUGCAGCAACUCCACCAGGUGUGGGCAUCUCAAGAAAAGGCUCUCACCGUGCUCCACCUAGUAAUGAGGAAUCCAGGAAGGACCUUGGUGCUGGGCAUUCUAAUGCUAACAGACCUUUAGUGGUACUUUCACAAGCGCUUUGGCACCCAUCAGAUCUUUCUGUCAGGCCAAUCAUGCUGAAUCGGCGAAUAGAGAAGGUUCCGGAAUCGAAUUUCGAUUCACGGCUGCUUCCUGUCGAGCGAUUGACUUCUUCUGAGUUUGUGAAGCUGGAAGCGGAGCAGCAGAAAGUCUUUUUGAAUAAGAUCAUGGGGAACAUUCAAGGAAGCACAGUUUCAGUGAAUGAGAAGAUCAACACGUUAAAAUAUUUAGAGACUCUAUGUACAAACAUUGGCGCAGCCAAUACAUUAAUUAAUGGAGUAUUGAUGCCUUUGCUAGUGAAACUGCUGCGCACCAUGAAAAUCCCAUCCCUGCGUGUGCAAUUGACAUCCGUUAUGGGUCUACUUAUCCGCCAUGCUACUCUCAUUGAAGAGGAGCUGGCAGGUUCAGGGAUUGUGGCAGUCUUGACAGAGACUUUACGAGAUAAACAGGACAAGGUAAGGCGCUGUGCAAUGGCAACUCUUGGAGAGCUGUUAUUUUAUAUCGCAACACAGAAUGACGGAUCCCCUAGAGCAGGUGGUGGCCUCGAUAACUCAGUCAAGGACGUCAAGUCUUCCAAUACGUGGCAGAUUCCAGGUACAACGAUUGCAUUGAUAUCUUCUAUACUUCGAAGGGGUGAGGAUGACGUUACCCAGCAUUAUGCAUUGAAGACUAUCGAGAAUAUCGCAAGUCAAGGUGGAGAUUGGGCUCAACGCUUUACGAAUAAUGAAAUUAUCGACAAUCUUUGUUACACCUUUCGAGCAGCAGCCAAACCAGAAAACCUGAGGGUGACAGCAGGUUCUUGUUUAGUUCGCCUGGUCCGAUUCCAGCGAACCACAAUCCUUGUUGUUCUUGAUAAGAUCACCUGUAAGGAGCUUGUGGGGGGACUUGCCAAAGGGAGUGGACGAGAGCAACAAGUGAACAUCAAUCUCAUCAACAUGGCUCUUGAAGGUAGCAGUGUUAUGCCUAUGAGCAAGUAUCUUCAUGCCCUUGUGGAGGAGAGGAGCCUAGUACCCAAUGUAGUUGCCAUGCUGGAGCAGGGUCCAGAAAUCCUUCGUGGCAAGUCUUUGGUAUGUUCUGCGCUGUUGUGUAAAAAUCGACGGUGGUUACCUUCACUCUGUAAUGCGAAGAUGCUGCCUGCAGCAGAGAGAUUAUCAAAGGAAAAGGACCCAUACGUGCAGCAAUGCAUGGAAGCUUUGGUGCAAACUGUUGUUGGUGUCGUUCCUAGUAUAUUGGAAACGAUCAACACAGACAUUGCUCUAUUGGCUAGCGGAAGGCGAACUCCAGGACCGGGCUCAUCACCUGCUCGUGGCUCACCAAGAAGUUCCCUUCCUUUGUUUCCGGUGAUAUUAAACUUGAUAAAUAGUCCCGCUUUCAGGAGUCGUAUGUUAGACGAACAUGUGCUGGAGGGAUUGGCAUCCUUUCUCAAGCGACUAGAGACCUCUUCUUUUCCGGGACAAGUUGAAUUCCAGUCUACACUCCUGCAGAUAGUAGAAGUUAUCUCUCAACAGUCACCAGCAUUGUUGACUUACCCUGAUACAUUCAUUUCUGAAGUGUUACCGAGCCUUGCUAUAUUGUACGAAAAGAACACUGAUGGAGAUAUACGGUUCCUUUGCCUCAAAGUUUUCUUUGAUAUCUUAGUUGUAUUUCUUGAUGAUAUCUCCUCUAUCAACACUACCAAGGACCAGCAACCGUCAAGAACCGUAUUGAGUGCGCCCAGACGGGAGAAACUUGAAGACAUUGUUAAGCAGCACUUUCUACCAAUGUACCCUAUUCUUUUGCAAGAUGAAGACCCUAUACCUAUGUAUGCUCAAAAACUUCUGGUUAUGCUGCUCGACCUCAAAUGCAUUCAAAUCGAGGACAUACUUCAGCUCAAGUUAAUAUUUCAGUUCUUUGAGUUCUUACAAUACGACUUAGCCAGCAUAAAUCUUCACAACGUGCGGCUAUGUCUAUAUUUGGUAUCUUCCCCAAAAAUGGAUUCAGUAGUUCUAUCAGAUCUACGGAUUGUAAACCACGUGGGAGCACUAUUGGAUUUCGUGCAUGCCAAAGGCAUGCAAGAUUUCCUUGACCCGGUUCUGUCAGUUUGUCGAUUCUUCCUCAUUCGUAGUCUUGAAGACUGCUUGGAGUCAAAAAGUAGCAAUGCCACGGCAACGACUGCUGUCGACGAGAUAGUUUCUCGAUCAGCUAUACAGGACAUUGGAGACCUAGGAAAGUAUGCGGCCAUUUUCGUGGAGCUUUGUGGAAGCCGAGAACCCCAGGUUGCAGAGACGGCAGCUGAGUGUCUAGUUUUAAUGAUCAAGGCUGCCCCGCAGUCAUCAGUUGGGCCCAUUUUUUCAACUGCGGGUCGCUUUGUGAACUUACUGGAAAUCUGUUCACAAUUUCACACGCCGUCUUUAUCAGCAAAACGUCAGAGCCAACUCUUGUUUGUAAUAUCUGCCUCGUGCAAAGGGCUACGUGAAAUGCAGACGAAUAAACAGUCUUUUCGAAUUUCCUCUCCCUCGAGGUCUGACUUAGUAGCACUCGAGAAUAUUGUUUUGCGCUUUCGUACGUCAAGCUCACCUCAAGUAUCAGAGGCUGCUGUUAGAGCUACCUUGGAGUUGCAACGCGUGACUCAAACUGCAUAUAGCGUUGUUCAGGGAUCAACGUCAGAGCAGCAUUGAUUCGUGGCUUGGAGAGUAUUUUCCAGCGUUAUCCAGAUUUAGCAACUGUAGACAGCCAUUCUUAUGGUGGACUGCUUGGAGGCUUUAAGUGAGGUUGUAAAAUAAAUAGAAACUUCAUAAGAGAGAAAAACUAGCAGCUCAUGUACCUACCCUCAGUGAGCCUAAGAUGGUCGGAUGCAAUCAAGCCUUUUAUUUUCUUCUAGUGACUGUGAAUUUGAAAUAACCAAGACUGUUGAACAUGAUCAUGUAUUUGAUAGGUUGUGGAAUUAGCAGGCUUAGAUUCGGUAAUUACUAACAUUCUUUAUUACUUCUAUGCCUAGGCACUGCUACCACAAACGCAUCAAUCGUAAUUGAUACGAAGCCUUUGUACACUCAUGUAUUCACACAAAUACAAACCCAUGUCUCCAAGUUUGUAUGUA
Molecule: messenger RNA, 5972 nt
Organism: Physcomitrium patens
Lineage: Eukaryota; Viridiplantae; Streptophyta; Bryopsida; Funariales; Funariaceae
Product: serine/threonine-protein kinase RUNKEL
Biological process (GO): phragmoplast assembly; cytokinesis by cell plate formation; protein phosphorylation
Molecular function (GO): protein kinase activity; ATP binding; microtubule binding
Source: RefSeq, a predicted model, not a curated record